Molecule: messenger RNA, 1974 nt
Organism: Pteropus alecto (black flying fox)
Lineage: Eukaryota; Metazoa; Chordata; Mammalia; Chiroptera; Pteropodidae
Gene: PGCKA1
Product: chromosome unknown C4orf19 homolog
Exons: 5
Coding region: 239-1201 (320 amino acids)
Source: RefSeq, a predicted model, not a curated record
CCACCUUGUUCUCCUUCAUUCGGGAGACAAGUUAAACUGCUAGAGAAACCUCAUGGACAAUCUCCACAAUAGUCUUCUACCAGCACCUUCCAUUGGUGGGGCCUGACCCAGAGGUCAGCGAUUCCUCAGCAUUGUGGUACCUGAGAAACCGAGUGAGCGCGGGAAGGCAGGACAGACCGAAGAGCAGAUGGGCAGUGGACCAGCGCAGUGUCUCAGAUGGUAACAAAAAAUAAUCCAGAUGGGGUGCAAGUGCUGUAAAAUGAUACAAAGCUAUCUCUUCGAUCCAGUUCAAGUGUCCUCCCCUGGCUAUGUCAACGAAGUAAACAGCUACAAGUUAGAUGAAGAUGGCACUGUUAAGUUAAAAGGCAAACAGAGCAGCGAAGUCCUGGUGCAUAAAAAUGACCUUCAGAGUGAGAGCUUGCAGAGGACUGUGAGCAGAAGCAGAACAGCGGGUCCGGGUCCGCAGGAACCCUGCUUGUCUCACCAAGGACCGCUCCCUCAAGGGGACUCGGGACACUGUGUGGAGAAGACUAGCAGCACCGUCAAUGGCGUUGGCCCCACUGCCGCUCUGCAGCCCACGGGGGAUCCUGGGCCCUACCCGGGUGGCCGAGGUUCCUGGGCCAGUACCUCGAACAGCAUGCACCCGACCCAACCCGUCCUCGAUGGAGGGGGCGCCAGGGGACAGGACUGUGAGCUGCAGGCCUCGGGAGAGACCCGAGUCGUCCGAAAUGGAGACCCCAGAGUCCCUUCCGAGGUAGAAUACCCUGCCGUGGAAGUACCAGAGCACGUCCUGCAGAUACCAGCCCCGGACUACUUGCAACACUGGGGCGCAGCUGCAGACCACGUGGACCGUGAAGAAAAGGAUUGCCUUGUCAAGAGCCAUGCCGAGGGGGCGCCGCUGGAGGGAGUGCGCCCCGGGGUGGGGGAGCAGGGCUGGAAUGCGCCCUUCUCCACGCAGCGAAGCUGGGAUUCGUUAAACGAGGCCGUGGCGACAGAAGUCCUUAGUGUCUACUUUAAAGAAGAGGAUCCUGCCCAGACCGUGACUGCGACCGAUUCGAGAAACGGGUGGGAGGACGCCCGCGGCUCCGCUGGAGGCGGGAGCGCGGACACCGCGGACGAGGACGAGGACGCGGCGGUGGCGGAAGCCCUCGCGGCUUUAGAAGCGGCGACUGCGGGAGAAGAUGUGGACGAGGCGGAUUAGGGGAGCGGCUCUGCUCAGGCGAAGGGGCUAAUGUCACGCGGGCCGCUUCUGGAUGCGUUUGCCCGCAGACGCUGAGCCCAUCCUCGGCAGCGCGCACCGGGGCGGCCUUACCAGUUGUUUACAGCCAGCGUCUGUGCUGAUGGUUGUGAGAGCCAGUGUCGUGCCGCUUGCUAAAUACUGAGAGCAUCCCCGUGGAGAUGGGCUAUCACUCAGGACAGGAGAACAAAACUCAGACUAGGCCGCGGUGCCGGUGUCUAGGAUUAACCAACCCACAGAUGUUCUUGAGAAUGCUCUGACAUCCCAGCACUUAAUCCCGGAGCACCGACUCGCAGGACAUUCUCUUUGUCAAUUCUUUAUCUUGCCUUUGAGAGCCAAACGUUGGACCCAACCUGGAAGAGGUAACUACCCCCACUUAAAGUGCCUAUUGUGUCCACACCAGAGCAUUGCUUGCCUUCAGGGACAAUCACCCAGGGAACUAAUAACUAACCACUUGUUUGACAGCAAGUUCAGCAGCUUUCAGGGUGGAGCAGAAGCUGCUAGUAAACAAAUGGUUAGUCAUUAGCUGUGAUAUUAAGACACCUUGACCUUAACUUUUUUACAUUAUUACUUUUUAAAUCUCCUUUGGGAUUGGGGAAGCCAGCCAAAAUAAUUCCUAAAACUGCUUGUUUCAUGUUCGGGUUUGAAGUUCAUGACAUUUGGAACAGCAAAGAGAUAUAUGGAGUGUUUUAUGCCAUUUAAUUUCUGAUUCUGAUUAAAAUAUUACAACACAUGCA